Drosophila virilis is the source of this 968-nucleotide messenger RNA. NCBI's taxonomy places the organism in Eukaryota, Metazoa, Arthropoda, Insecta, Diptera, Drosophilidae. The record is from RefSeq and is a predicted model, not a curated record.
UUUACGUUCACAAAACACAAACUUUUAAGGUAAACAAGUCGUUUACACUUUAAACUUUUCCAAAAAUUUACAGUUGAAAAUUAAAUAUGUGUUACUGCCCCGAGGAUUGUUUCGACGACUGCUGUUGCUCGCUAUGGAGCAAGGCGUACUUCUUCAGCAUAUGGACUCUUAUACAUGGAAUCAUUUUUACAAUAGCAAUGCUUGGUUAUAUAGCAUAUUUGUAUGCUGAAGAUAUUUUUCUUUAUAUCGGCGCUGGCCUCUUAAUAAUUGCCCUCGUGCACUUAAUUGCUGGAAUACUCUUGUUAGUGGGCUUUUUGAAGAACAAACGUACUAUGUUUUUGGUUGGCAUCAUUUUAAGCUCCAUAUUACCAUUUGUGUUUGUGGGAUUAAUUUACCUACCAAUUAUACAAGUCAUCUUCAUUAUCAUAGCAUGCAGAUAUUAUAAAAUGAAAAUGUAAAGAAGCACUAAAGAACACCAAUCCGAUUGCGAGAAGCUGACAAGAGGUCAAAUGUUCACGUUUAGAUUUUGAUUGUGGACCAUUUAAAUGUGAUUAAAAUGCAUUUUGAAAAAAAAAGGAAAAAAGCCUAGCAAAUGGGCCAAACAGAAGUAUCGAGAUUUUAAACAAAACAAAUAAAUGUGGUAUAUGGUCGUAUGGAAUUAUGCGUAUAUGUCGUAUGAACGUAUAUUGUAAGUAAAGCCAACUGGACGAAAACCGGGAUAAAUGUGAAGACGCAGCAACAGUUAAGAAAGUAUUGAGCGUCAACAGAACAAGCAGAUGUUUAUAUGCUGAUGAGUAUGCAGGGCGUAUGUUGUAAGUAAGGUCGUCCACAAAGACGAGAUUCGGGAAGAACUUCAAGACGCGGCAACAGUUAAAGAACUAUUCAGAUACCCAGAUUUUACGCAGAACAUAUAGAUGUGUAUAUUAUCAUGAUUAUGAAAUAAAUUACUUUCAGCAAGGGAACAGAUA